Molecule: messenger RNA, 872 nt
Organism: Sarcophilus harrisii (Tasmanian devil)
Lineage: Eukaryota; Metazoa; Chordata; Mammalia; Dasyuromorphia; Dasyuridae
Gene: SPA17
Product: sperm autoantigenic protein 17
Exons: 5
Coding region: 225-689 (154 amino acids)
Biological process (GO): binding of sperm to zona pellucida
Cellular component (GO): sperm fibrous sheath; sperm principal piece; membrane
Molecular function (GO): calmodulin binding
Source: RefSeq, a predicted model, not a curated record
AGAGGUAAGGACGGUAACCUGUCUACUCUCUCUCCGCAACUGUUGGCCGCCUUUUUGCCCUUUUCCCGUCUCCUUUUUGCCAAAACUCCCCGACCUCUGAAGGCGACUGCUGUUUACAUCCCGGGACCCGGGGUGGCUCGUUCCCCGACAAUCGGAGAUCUUCUCAGUAACGACUCCCGGUCUUGGGAAAUCCCGCCUCAGAAAAGGCAGUUCCUUCCAAAGAGAUGUCGAUUCCAUUCUCCAAUACGCACUACCGAAUUCCACAAGGAUUUGGGAAUCUUCUCGAAGGGCUGACACGGGAGAUUCUGAGGGAGCAGCCGGACAAUAUUCCAGCUUUUGCAGCAGCAUAUUUUGAAAACCUACUAGAAAAGAGAGAGAAAACCAGUUUUGAUCCAGCAGAAUGGGGAGCUAAGGUAGAUGACCGCUUCUAUAACAACCAUGCUUUCAAGGUACAGCCCACUGGUGCUACUGAACCUAAGGAGGUACCACCAGAAAAAAGUGCACCUGAAAAAGAGACAUCUCAGGAAUCAGUAAAAUUUGAGCAGGAGACACAGGUAUCAUUUGCGGAGGAAGUUAAUACUGAUGAGGAGGCUGCUGCUGCUGCCAUCAAAAUCCAGGCAGCAUUUCGGGGACAUAAGGCAAGACAGGACAUGAAGAAAAUGAAAGAAAGGAGCUCUGAGGAGCAGUGAAUGGAGGGACUGUUUUUAUCAUAGGUAGCCAGGGGAAAAAAAAUUGCCCGGAUCCAUCAUAUGUGAGGUUAUCAUUUUUUUUCCUUAGUAAGGGAAAUUUGAUGUAGCAAAAUGACAUUUGUUGCUGUUGUGAGAAUCUGUCAUGAGUUUAAUAAACAUGCCACUUUAAACAUGCCAAUUUAA